UUGAGUUUCUUUUGUGAGUGUUUAUGUGGUCGGGUCAGAAAUUUUUUGAUGUAGAAAGGGGCAUACAGAAGAUUUUCUGAUCAGCUCGACCCGUAGAAGCUUCUUUGUUGGCCGUGUAAAAUUGGUGUCACACGCGGCCAGCAGAUGAAGAACAUACAUUUAGCCCCAAAAGCAAAGCCAAAGCUUUAAUAUUCUCCUAAGAGGUCAAGAAAAUCAUCAACGAAAAGCCCUAAUUUGCACCAAAAGGUCUUUUCCAUCAUAAACUCAAAACCCUUUCCUUGCAUUACAAACUACCUCUUCAAAGUGAUAAAAAAAAAAAUAUGGUGAGGAGAAGAGAAGGCCUUACCUUACCAAUCUCGACUUCAACGCCAUCACUUCCUGAGCCACCACCUGAUGUUAGAAUAGUGGCGCCAUUAGGCUCGCAGAAACCAAAGCAGCGGUUAUCUAAGCAAUUAUCAAUGCGUGAGACACCACGAGAUGUUGCUUGGGAAAAAAGGCGCCGUCAGAUGUUAAAGAUUCAAGAGAAGAAGCACAAAGGCGUCUCUGAAAACGAAUAUGAUCCAACGGAUCUAACCGAUGAAGACUUAAGGGAGCUCAAAGGAUCGAUCGAGUUAGGGUUUGGUUUCAAGGAAGAAGCCGGAUUGAAGCUGUGCAACACAUUACCAGCAUUGGAUCUUUACUUUGCUGUGAAUAGGCAGCUUUCUCCUCUACCUUCACCUAGUAGCAGCCGUAGCAGCAAUGGAGGAGAUGGCUCCUUGUCUUCUACUUCUGCUUCCUCAAGCAGCAUACCUUGUAGCCCCAAAACUGAUUCAGAUUCCUUAAAGAUCUUGUGCCCUGGGGACAAUCCUCAACAGGUGAAACAAAGAUUAAGGCACUGGGCACAAGCUGUUGCAUGUUCUGUGAUGCAAUCUCACUAAUGAGUGUGUAUAGGUUGUAACUCUAAGUUUCAACUUGAAGUAUUUUUUUUUUAAUUUUGUUGGUGAGAUAGGACAGAGAAUGAAUCCUACUAAGUAGGAUCUCUCUGAAAGAGGUAAGAACAGAAAAAGAUGGAAAUUUUUUGAGGAAAAAACAAUAGAGAGAGUAAGAGAUUUUGGCUCUCUCUACAUACUUGUGGAAAGGGAACAAGAAACAAAAGAGGAAGCCCUUUCUUAUUCAUGUACUGUAUGCAUAUGACCUUUUAAUAUAUGGUCGUGGAUUUGAUGAAUGUUUUCCUUAAGAACCUUACAUGUGUAAUUGC
Molecule: messenger RNA, 1237 nt
Organism: Eutrema salsugineum
Lineage: Eukaryota; Viridiplantae; Streptophyta; Magnoliopsida; Brassicales; Brassicaceae
Exons: 2
Coding region: 321-917 (198 amino acids)
Source: RefSeq, a predicted model, not a curated record